AUGGACGUGGCAGCCACCGGAGUAUCAAUCUUUGUUCCAAGACCUACUAACGGAUCUCGCCUUCUUCACUUUCCUACUUCUAAGCUAUUAUGCACUUCCAAGCAAGUUCAUACCCAUGGGAGACUCUCUCUUGGAAUUUCUAGUAGAAGGAGAACAAGAGGAUUUGUAGUUAGAGCAACAACAUCCGACCACAACAACAACAACAAAAUUGCACCUCUUCACUUCCAGUCCCCAAUCGGACAGUUUCUUUCUCAGAUCUUGAUCAAUCACCCCCAUCUUAUGCCUGCUGCCGUCGAUCAGCAGCUUAACCAACUCCAAUCUGACCGCGACGCCGAUCCUGCUCAUACUACCUCCACCGAUCUUGUUUUGUACAGGAGAAUUGCUGAGGUGAAGGCUAAUGAAAGGAGGACAGCUUUGGAAGAGAUCUUGUACUCAUUGGUUGUGCAGAAGUUCAUGGAUGCUAAUAUUUCUUUGAUACCGCAAGAUCUAUCUGCUACACUAGAUUCAUGGGCAAAUGAAGUUGGGAAACUUGAGAACCUUCACUCUCAAGAAGCAUAUGAGAUGAUCCAAAACCACUUGGCUCUAAUUUUGGGUAACAGAGCUGGAGAUUUAUCAUCUGUUGCUCAAAUCAGUAAACUCAGGGUGGGUCAGGUCUAUGCAGCAUCAGUCAUGUAUGGUUACUUUCUUAAGCGAGUUGACGAAAGGUUCCAACUCGAGAAGUCCAUCAAUGUUCUUCCAAAUGUACCACAACAGAGUGCUGAUCAUCAAACUAUCAUGGAUGAUGUAAGACCUGCUACUCAAGUCGGCGAUGCCAGUCCUGGUGGAUUUGGCUAUGGUAUAAAGCCCACCAGGUUGCGUAAUUAUGUCAUGUCCUUUGACGCUGAUACUCUCCAGAGAUAUGCGACAAUAAGAUCUAAGGAGGCUGUGAGCAUCAUUGAGAAGCACACAGAGGCAUUGUUUGGAAGACCUGAAAUGGUUAUAACACCUGAGGGAGCAGUUGAUUAUUCAAAGGAUGAAAACAUCAAAAUUAGCUUUGGGGGUUUAAGGAGACUUGUUUUAGAAGCUGUGACUUUUGGUUGUUUUCUCUGGGAUGUUGAGGGCUACGUGGAUUCGAGGUAUCAUUUUGUCUUUAAUUGA
Molecule: messenger RNA, 1137 nt
Organism: Vicia faba (fava bean)
Lineage: Eukaryota; Viridiplantae; Streptophyta; Magnoliopsida; Fabales; Fabaceae
Source: the annotation of a GenBank genome assembly